Molecule: messenger RNA, 1164 nt
Organism: Diabrotica balteata
Lineage: Eukaryota; Metazoa; Arthropoda; Insecta; Coleoptera; Chrysomelidae
Source: the annotation of a GenBank genome assembly
AUGUCAUAUACUAUGGAUAAUCGCUGCCGACCAGUACAGCCGAACAUUCGGCAAGCGCCACCACAGCUCAUAGCCAUCCAACACCAGCAACCGUCGCAACAGCAGCAACAACAACAGCAACAGCAGCAGCCACAAACACAAUGGCCUCCAUUACCGUUACUCGAGCAAACCGAGUUGGAUACUUUGCAUUCGGCAACUAUUCCGCCCUAUCAAUUUUGGAACAGCGAAUUCAGAAAUAAACAACCCGCGUUUAUCAAUUUUAAUUUUACUCUGCCGUGGGGCGCGAAUUUCGCUGUUUACGGUAGAAGAAAUGUGGCUCCGAGUGUUACGCAAUAUGAUUUCGUCGAGUUCGUUAAUGGAGGAAGAGUUAAUCAUCGUCUAAGAAGAAAGAGGGAUGUUAGUGGAGAUUUUCCCGACUUGCCUUUAGUAUCCGAGUUAAAACUCUCUUACGACUAUCGAACAACUCACAAGAGCGACGUCCUCGAUUCUAUAUCGAAUUCUUACGAAGGUACCAAGAAAAUUCUGGCGGACUCCGAACCUCGCGGCCCUUUUUACAUUCCACACAGUAUUAAAAUUGAUUUCGAAAGACAGUUGCCGAAUGAAAACUCUAACAGGGACUCCAGCACGGAUUUACCUCAUCCUACUCUGGACAUCGGCAUCGAGCGAGAGGAACUCGAUCACGUGAUUUCAAAAAGGGAGGCGGAAAUUGAACCGAUGAUGGUGAACGUUAGUUUGUUGCAUUAUCUGGAUACCGGGAGAUGGUUCUUGUCGGUGUACAAUGAUGAGCUCCAACCUCACAGUGUAUCUCUGAUAAUAUCUGAAGCCGAAGGAGCUGAACAAUUAACAGUGUAUGAUCAGAAUAUACAAGCAAAUAAUGCGGCUUGUGAAGAAAAAAAAGAUAGAGAAACUCAUAAUAAUUUUUUGGUGUUUGAUUUACACAAUGUCUUGAGCUGUGCUCAUGCUGAAGUAAGUAACUUGUAUUAUAAAAUUAAGUUAAAGGUUUACAAUUUAACUGCAAUAUUAUCCAAAACGAAGCAAGUACACUGUGCCUUAUGGAGUGAAUCUCUUAUGGGUAGAAGUGGCAAUGAUAUAGCAAGUGCAUUGAUCAAAAUUCUAAAAGCUGUUUUUAGAGAUCAUGCCAAUGUGAAAACCAUAAUAUUCUGA